AUGAGAUUAGAAUAUAGAGUUUUGGAAAUAGCAAAGAAUAAUGAACAAGAAUGUAAUUUUUUCUUUCUAGAUUUCAAUAAUCCAACUAAUUUCAGCCUUGAUACUACUCCUGCUACUUAUCAAAUAGUAGGUCAUAAUACUCCUGAUGAUUAUGCUAACAUAGUUUUAUUUGUGUGUGAUAGGUUAAAGAGAAAUAGAAAUAGGUGCUUUUGUAGUCAUUUAAAAGCUAAAUCAACUAAGCAAAUUUCUGAUAAAGAAUUACUUUCACAAGCAUUCAGUUCUCAUUUAGAAAUGAAAACUAGAGAGCUAAAAAAAGAGUUAUCAACUGCUAAAGAAGGGUUAAAAAUCGAAAGAGAAGAA
Molecule: messenger RNA, 360 nt
Organism: Funneliformis geosporum
Lineage: Eukaryota; Fungi; Glomeromycota; Glomeromycetes; Glomerales; Glomeraceae
Source: the annotation of a GenBank genome assembly